This is a messenger RNA of Homalodisca vitripennis (glassy-winged sharpshooter), 618 nucleotides long. RefSeq lists its product as uncharacterized. Lineage: Eukaryota; Metazoa; Arthropoda; Insecta; Hemiptera; Cicadellidae. Bases 172 to 603 code for a protein of 143 amino acids. The record is from RefSeq and is a predicted model, not a curated record. The transcript has 3 exons.
UGAGGGUGAAGUGUAACCGAAGAAACUAUUGCAGUGUGCUUGACGAUAUCGGACGAUGAAGAGCUGCUCGGCCUCGCUCACGCUCACGCUCAACCACUGGAGGAAAACUUCCACUCCGAUUCCAACAGUCAACUAUCCUCUUGCGACAAAGAGCCGGUCAUCACAGAUGAGAUGAUUACAGAGCAGAAACAGUCUGUCAGUGGAGGUGGCGGUGAUAUGGAAUUGGCACUAGACAAUGCCAGUGCUGAUGAGAAGACGUUCUUGCAGUGCCGUACAGUCAGGAUAGGCUCCUACAAGGUUGUUCCCAAAGAUAAGGUUCUUAUUACUCCUCAUGGCCUUAAAGUUACUGUACCAGUUUUAAAUUCUGACCAGUCUGUAGAAUUGAAGAUUUUGUACAAUGAAAUAAUCAAAGUGCUUAUUCAUUUUGGAAGACAAAUGCCAGUACUGUUCUUCUACACCAGGCCUGCUGCUGCUGCCAAGAUUAGAAAAGCUUUGAAAAUGGAUGAUAAAAAUGGUUUCUAUUAUGACAGUAUGAGCUCAAGUAAGUUUUUAUGCAUGAAUAUACCUUUUGAUACAACAAAAGAUCAAUUAUCAUUUUUCUAAUUUUUACUUGGAUAU